This is a messenger RNA of Closterium sp. NIES-65, 1659 nucleotides long. NCBI's taxonomy places the organism in Eukaryota, Viridiplantae, Streptophyta, Zygnematophyceae, Desmidiales, Closteriaceae. The record is from the annotation of a GenBank genome assembly.
AUGGCGUCCAUUGCCACGUCAGCAGAGCGAGCUGUAGUUCUCCAGUCGCAUCGCCUUCGAUCCGCGGUUGCUGCUGAGUCCCUUGCCAGCAGCUCCUCGCAUGCAUUUUCCCCGCUAAAAGUAACCCCUCUGCGCGCUGCUCGCACCGGAUCGUCGUUUACGAGGUCCAAUGUCGCCACCGUGCGCGCCUCCUCCGACUCAGAGUAUCGCACGGGCGUGAAGCGCAACCACAACAUCGGCAAGCUACAGGCCGGCUACCUCUUCCCCGAGAUCGCGCGGCGGCGGCGCGCGCACCUGGAAAAGCACCCCGACGCGAAGAUCAUCAGCCUGGGCAUCGGCGACACCACGGAGCCCAUCCCUGACGUCAUCACCGCCGCCAUGGCCAAGAGGGCGCAAGGGCUGUCAACGCCAGCGGGUUACUCCGGCUAUGGCGCCGAGCAGGGCGAGCAGGCUCUGCGCGCAGCCAUCUGUGCGACGUGGUACAGCAAGCUGGGCAUCACGGAGGACGAGGUGUUCGUGUCUGAUGGCGCCAAGUGCGACAUUGCACGCCUGCAGAUGAUGUUUGGCGCUGACGUCACCAUGGCCUGCCAAGACCCCUCCUAUCCGGCAUACGUGGACACGAGUGUGAUGAUGGGGCAGACGGGGCUGUACGUGCCAGAGACGCAGCAGUUUGGCAACGUCACCUACCUGCGCUGCACGCCUGAGAACGACUUCUUCCCGGACCUCGCCUCUGCGCCGCGCACCGACAUCAUCUUCUUCUGCUCGCCCAACAACCCCACCGGCCGGGCGGCAUCACGGCAGCAGCUGCAGCAGCUGGUGGACUUCGCACGCACCAACGGGUCCAUCAUUGUUUACGACUGUGCAUAUGCCAUCUACAUUGAGGAUGACUCGCCCAAGUCCAUCUAUGAGAUUCCUGGCGCCGAUGAGGUGGCCAUUGAAACAGGUUCUUUCUCCAAGUACGCUGGCUUCACAGGUGUGCGUCUUGGCUGGUGGCCAUUGAAACAGGCUCGUUCUCCAAGUAUGCUGGCUUCACCGGGGUUCGUCUCGGCUGGUCCGUGGUCCCAGCAGCGCUGCGCUACACAGACGGCCAUCCAGUGCGCGCGGACAUUAACCCUCCCUCUCUUUUCCCUUCAACCCCCCCUCCUCUCCCCACAGGUGGCCAUUGAAACGGGUUCUUUCUCCAAGUACGCUGGCUUCACCGGUGUGCGUCUCGGCUGGUCCGUCGUGCCAGCAGCGCUGCGCUACGCCGACGGCCAUCCAGUGCGCGCGGAUUUCAACCGCGUCACCUGCACGUGCUUCAACGGCGCCAGCAACGUCUCGCAGGCCGGAGGGCUCGCAUGCCUCUCCCCCGAGGGCCUCGAGGCCAUGGCAUCGCUGGUAUCCUUUUACAAGGAAAACGCAGCCAUCCUCAAGUCCACCUUCCAGUCGCUGGGCUUUGAAACGCAUGGCGGGGACAACGCGCCGUAUGUGUGGGUGCGCUUCCCUGGCCGCUCCUCGUGGGAUGUGUUUGCUGAGAUUCUGGAGAAGGCUGAUAUUGUCACCACGCCUGGGAGCGGGUUCGGGCCCGGUGGGGAGGGGUUUGUGCGUGCCAGUGCGUUUGGGAACCGUGCGAACAUUGAGGAAGCGGCGAGGCGGAUCACGAAGCUGUACUCGUCAUGA